CUCCGCCUUAACCGUCACUGAGCUCCAUCAAACAGCCCGAGACGGACCCGUCUUUCCCUGCAGGUGAUGUUUUUACCUUCUCCACUCGUCUCUUUACAGUUAUGUGGGUCCUGUGUCCGGUUCUGAGAAGGAUGGAUUACGUGUGAAGCAGACCCAUUUUUCAUUAUCUCUCUGUCUCUGACCGCUUCCUGCCCCCUUUACUGGAUCACCAUGGCGUUGUGUGUCCCGGCCUGCUCUCCGGUCGCGAGGUUCUGCCAGAAGCUGAACCGGCUGAAGACACUGGAGGAUGAUGUUAUGGCAACGUCUCUGAAGCGUUGUCUCUCCACCCUGGACCUGGCGCUGCUCGGGGUUGGUGGAAUGGUCGGAUCGGGCCUUUAUGUUCUCACGGGAACCGUUGCCAAGGACACAGCUGGACCGGCUGUGGUCCUCUCUUUCCUCAUUGCGGGCGUGGCCUCUCUCCUGGCAGCACUUUGUUAUGCCGAGUUUGGUGCACGGGUCCCAAAGACAGGCUCCGCCUACAUGUUCACGUACGUCUCUGUCGGCGAAAUAUGGGCCUUCCUCAUUGGCUGGAAUGUCAUUCUGGAGUAUAUGAUUGGUGGGGCGGCUGUGGCCCGGGCGUGGAGCGGCUACUUGGACUCCAUCUUCAACCACCGCAUCCAGAACUUCACAGAGAGUCACGUGAUGCGCUGGGAUGUGCCUUUCCUCGCUCAUUACCCAGACCUCCUUGCGGCAGGCAUCUUGCUGGUGGCUUCUAUGUUUAUUUCGUUUGGCGUGCGCGUCUCGUCCUGGCUCAACCACAUCUUCUCCGGCGUCAGCAUGGUAGUGAUCACCUUCAUCCUGGUCUUCGGCUUCAUGCUGGCUGACCCAGGCAACUGGAGUGCUCGAGAAGGAGGCUUCGCCCCCUAUGGGCUGUCGGGGGUCAUGGCGGGAACAGCCACCUGCUUCUAUGCCUUUGUCGGAUUUGACGUCAUUGCGGCUUCCAGUGAGGAGGCGCGGGACCCCCAGAAGGCCAUUCCCAUAGCAACAGCCAUCUCCCUGGGCCUGGCUGCCACAGCCUACAUCCUGGUGUCAACGGUUCUGACGUUGAUGGUGCCGUGGCACACCCUGGACCCAAACUCAGCGCUGUCCGACGCCUUCUUCAGACGGGGCUACAGCUGGGCCGGCUUGAUAGUGGCUGUGGGGUCGAUCUGUGCCAUGAACACGGUUCUCCUCAGCAAUCUCUUCUCCUUGCCGAGGAUCGUGUACGCCAUGGCGGAGGACGGCCUCUUCUUCUCCAUCUUCUCUCGCGUCAACCCUGUCACCAAAGUCCCAGUCAUUGCCAUCCUUGUCUUUGGAAGCCUCAUGGCUUUACUGGCCCUCAUCUUCGACCUGGAAGCUCUGGUCCAGUUCCUGUCCAUCGGUACUCUUCUAGCCUACACCUUCGUAGCAGCAAGCGUAAUUGUGCUACGUUUCCAGCCCGAAAAAAGCAGCAGUGCCUCGGGUGGUGGUGGCACCAAAACAGAUGCAUCGUCCAUGGCCUCCCCCAGCCAGCCAGGGUCUCAAGGAGACCCCUGCAUGACCAGAUCUGAGACACAGACCCUGGCGCAGGAGGCCGGAGAGCUGAAAGAGUACGAGUCCUUUUCGGAUAAGCUCCAGUUAGUGGAAAAGCAGAAGGCAGUUAGAGAGCGACGAGCCCCAGGCAUGCUCAAGGCUCGCUGGGAGCCCUAUUUAGGACGUUUGUUGGGCGAUUGCGAGCCAGGAGACGUGGUGGCCUUCUCUGUACUCGCUCUGAUGGUCAGCGCCGUUUCCCUCUGUGCUGUUCUGGUGUUUGGGAACAGCUACCUGCACCUGCCCACAUGGAGCUUUAUCCUGCUGCUGGUGGUCUUCAGCCUGGCCUUCUUCAUCGGCCUCAUUCUCAUCUGGGUCCAUGAACAGCAGACCAAAACGAAGACUUUUCAGGUUCCUCUGGUUCCGUUUGUUCCUGGGGCCAGUAUCCUGCUGAAUGUGUUUCUGAUGCUGAAGCUCAGCGCUCUCACCUGGCUCCGAUUCACCAUCUGGCUGGCUGCAGGUCUGCUGGUGUAUUUUGGUUAUGGUAUAUGGCACAGUAAAGAGGGACUGCGGGAGCUGCAGGGUAACGAUGUGUCGGCGCGUUACGUGGUCCUGCCGAGCGGGAGCCUGGUGGAGACCGUCCAGAACGUCCAGCCUGAGGGACACGUGCACACACACGCUGCACACACACCAGACACCAACGACCCGCCAGCCAACAGAUGAUCUGUCUCUGAUCUGGAACAUGUGUGCAGCAGUGUAUUUGCCAGAUAGUCAUGUUUAUUGUGUGUGUGUGUGUGUGUGUGUGUGUGUGUGUGUGUGUGUGUGCGCGUGCCUGUGUGUGUUCGUGCGUCUGUAUGAGUUUUUUUUUUUAUUGCUCUCUCUCUCUUUCUGCUGUGCUCUGCUCUGCCUUUCACCUGCCUUCUUCUUGUGAAGAACACAAAUAGUUUCUAUAUCAGGGAUUAUUUAUGAUCUUCGGGAGACACUAAAUCACUGAGUCUCUGUCAAAAUCCACCCGUUUUAUGUUGUGACAGACUUGCUUUUGUUCACAUGCUCAGUGGCAGCGCCACUGAGUUUAGCUGCUGCUGCGAAGCUGAAAGGAAACUGUUCCAUUUCCAGUCUCAGUUCAUACGGUUACUGUGUGCAGUCAGUUGGGGUUUGUUGGCCCUCGCUGUUCCAGCCGGCUGUGUGACCCACUUGAAGGAGCGUUUCAGUCGAACCAUGCUAAUGUUGCUAACUGUGAUUGAAAGUGAAAAGUCACCGGUUUGCAUUUAGCCCCAGUCACACUUGCGUUUACCAGCAUGUUUUUGCUACAUCAAGCAAGGGAAAUUCCCCCUGUAGGCUAUUUCGUGAUUUCCAGGGUAAAUUUUGCGGCAGAUUUAAUUCUGGUGAACUUUGAAAUGCAAAUUCGCAUCUUUCACCAGGAAUGCUGCUUUUCCAUCGACUCAGAAAUGGAGGAAAUGCUAAUUUAACCAGAGUCUCAGCAAAAACCAUUAAACCUUUCUUCCCUACCGGCUAUUAAAACCACGUGCAAGAGAGACUGUAUGAUAUACAGUCAGUCAGGAGACUCUAUUAUUAUCUUGUGUUUUUACUGCUCCUAUGUUAGCUUCUGGGCUAACUGCAGCUCCACAGCUCACACUAUUGCCACCAACUAGGCCAUUUUUGUUGUAUAAUUAUCUGAUAUAAUUAUAUUCAGUCUUGUGUUUUCUCUGGUCACUGAGUUCGCUCACGUGCUGAUUGCUCCGAUCUGGAGUGUUUUUUUCUGGAUCUUUGUGGACAUGAAUCCCCCCUCAGUUCGAUUCAGUGAUGAUUCUUAAGGGACGAUUCACCACUGUUCAGUGUAUUGAGUUAUUUUGCUGCGAUUCAGAAGUGUCUUUGAGAAAAUACAGAUAUGUAACUGCAGGGAAUAUUUACAGAGAACUGAAUAUGAACGGUAAACCAAUACACCAACCUUUUUUUUUCAUUACAAAAUCUAAAAUACAAUUUUAUUUUGACAAAAAAUGAGAACGUACUUUAUUUUAUUGAAUAUUGUUCUAAACAGUUAUAAUUGAUUGCAAGUGGACUGGAUGGAUGGAUUUGCACACCUCUACUAGCUGGUGGCUGCUAGGUUUUGUUCACUGUAAGCAUCAUUAUCAUGCUCGUUGAAGCUGUUUCUUUCUUGUCCAUCAGCUCAGCUCCAUUCUUUGGUGGAUUUGUUGUGUUUGCACAGCUCCUGGAAGAAAUACUGAAUAGAGCUUAGCGCUCUGCUGCUAAUGUUGGAGAGAAUCGGUGUGUUUAGCACUGAAUUUUUGGAGUUGACAGCUUUUUUCCGCUGUUUAGCUGGUUGGAGUGAAACAGACAGGUGAACUAUGUGCUCCUGUUGACUUGCAGUCAGUGGUUCUGGACUGUGGUUAGUUUGCCUGAUUAGCACUUUGUUUUUGGCCUGCUUGAUGUGCUUUUGAGGAUGAGUUGAGGGCCCAUGUCCUACAUUUUUCUCUAAACCCCACUAACAUUGAAUCAAAACAGGCUGGUUAUUGCGCAGCCUGGUUUCCACAAACAUUUUCCAUACUACAUAAAACCUUUUAUUUAAAAACAUUGAGAAAAGUGUGUUUUCCAUGAUAUGGGCCCUUUAAGUUUGGUCUAGAGCUGCAAGCAAGGACAAUCACGCACACACAAGCACGUCGUUUGCUUUAGUGGAAUGCAAAGUGGAUCAUGUGGAUCCACUCGUGAUGCCGCGUCACAGUCAGUGUGAUCUGAAGCUUUUCGCUGAAAUACUCACUGAGUCUCAGAAUCUCAUGUCAUAUUUAUUUCACUUUAUAUAUAUCAGUAUUUAGUCAGACCUCAUUAUUUAAUGUGUAUGCUAUGUUAAGCUGGAAUGCCUGUUCAGCUUCAAAGCCUGUUCAUAAACCAACUUUUAUACUGUAGCCUUUGAAGUGACCAAUUCAGGCUCUGCCCACAGAUCUGGCCAUUCAUAGCUGUUGUUGCUGGGCUAGACAAGCUUAACAGAGCACUGGUCAAAACCUUCAUUAAACAACUGAGAAAAUGAGCUAUUCAUGUUAGACCACUACACGAUAUUGGGUUUGCAGUCCUGCUAUUCUACGCAGGCCUGGUUACAGCCUUGGGUGGUCAGCUAGCAUGCAUUAAGGUGCAGAGACACGACUAUGGUGAGAUUGAUGGCCUUUUACAGCACUAAUGUCUACGGGAUGUGGUUGAAGACCGCAGCCACUUUUUCACAGUAAUGAGCUUCGUUUUCUAAGAGAAACUCGUGAGGAGCUUCCCAGCUCUGUUCACUAAAGCACUUAUCGAUCAGCUCAGCUUAACAAAGAAGAGGCGACUCUUUCGGUUCCUGAUUAGUUCUUCAUUCAGUGUUUUCCCCCCAGAAUUAACUAAGUUAGUAAAAUUGUCCAUAAUUUAAUUUUCAAUAUAUGAUUAGUUCAUUAGAAGGCGCACUAAUCAACAGAAAAUCAUAUAUGAUCGCCAUCCAAAGGAAAACGAGUGUCUCUGUUUAUUCUGUUUUUUAUUCUUCUAGAUCAUUUAAGUAAGGUGACAUUUGACAUUACGUAAAAUAUUCAUGAUGAAUGGACAAAUAGAAAUGCUCAAAUAGCUUGGAAUAAAAUCUCAUUACGGUGACUUACACUGACAGUAAAGAAUGCUUUUGUGCACUCCUGUAAAGCGGCUAUUGGACAGUGACAACAUGUACAGUACUGUGCGAAAGUCUUAGGCACCCCAGACACAUUUUCAAAAUCUAUUUAUUUGUGUUGUUUGUGUUUAUCUGUUGAGAAAAGUGUUAAUAUUUG
This is a messenger RNA of Pygocentrus nattereri (red-bellied piranha), 5300 nucleotides long. It is a transcript of the gene slc7a4, whose product is annotated as solute carrier family 7 member 4. Gene Ontology annotation, cellular component: plasma membrane. Bases 211 to 2250 code for a protein of 679 amino acids. NCBI's taxonomy places the organism in Eukaryota, Metazoa, Chordata, Actinopteri, Characiformes, Serrasalmidae. The transcript has 5 exons. The record is from RefSeq and is a predicted model, not a curated record. Gene Ontology annotation, molecular function: amino acid transmembrane transporter activity. Gene Ontology annotation, biological process: amino acid transport; transmembrane transport.